AUGAAGUCCGAAGCAGCCGAAGCCUUUACAUCCAAGACAAUGAGGCCGGAAGCACUGGAGGCUGCCAAAGCAUUGGCAGAUCAGGAAAACAGACAGCCAGCGUCAACUGGCUCGUCUGGCACAGAGCAUUCGCUGCCUCAAGAUACCCCAAACAACGUUCCAACUACGGUGACACACUCACCCUCGCCCUCACACGACACGGUACGCAGCACACACGACACUGCUGGUGAUGCCUCGAGAGCGUCGACCCUCCUCUCCGAAGUGAUUCAGGGUGCCAAGACUGCUGUUGGCGACGUCCUAGCUUGGGCUGAGAAGAAGGUCGGUAGUUUGGACUCAGAGAAAGGCGGUGCAGGACCCUACGACUCGCCAGCUACAUGCAUGCCUUCCGAUCUCGAUGCUAUUGCGAGCGGCAUCUUGCCUGCCAUGCCAAGCAAGAGCCAACGUGACGGCGGUGCUAUGGCAAAAGGAAAGGAGAUACAGGAUACAAUAUCUGGAAAGGAAAAAGACAAGCGUCGGGGUUAG
Bipolaris oryzae ATCC 44560 is the source of this 522-nucleotide messenger RNA. RefSeq lists its product as uncharacterized. Lineage: Eukaryota; Fungi; Ascomycota; Dothideomycetes; Pleosporales; Pleosporaceae. Bases 1 to 522 code for a protein of 173 amino acids. The record is from RefSeq and is a predicted model, not a curated record. The transcript is spliced from 2 exons.